AUGGCGCCAUGGUGCUGGACACGGGCCUGUGGACAGGGCCCCCAGGAGCCCCAGACGUCUGGCCACUCCCACGCCUGCGCCCCUCUCUUGCUGCUGCUGCUGCUGCUGAGAGCCGAGGGUUGCUUGGGCGUGGGCGGAGCCCAGGGGGCGCUGUCCACGGCAGCCCCGGCAGACCCAGGAGUCCCCUGCACUCCCAAGGCCACCUCUCCCUCGGGUGGGCCUCGCCUUCCCCGGCAGGCCCCUACUGUCCAGGCGCUGACUUCCACCAUCCAGUUGGAGUCCCCUGUUUCUAAUGAUUUCUUACCCUGUGAGUACUCCUGUGGCUACUCCUACGAGCAGGACCCCACCCUCAGGGACCCAGAGGCCAUGGCUCGGCGGUGGCCGUGGAUGGCCAGUGUGCGGGCCAAUGGCACACAUAUCUGUGCGGGCACCAUCAUUGCCUCACGGUGGGUGCUGACCGUGGCCCACUGCCUGACCCAGAGUGACGUUCUCUAUUCAGUGAGGGUGGGGAGCCCAUGGAUUGACCAGAUGACGCAGACUACCUCUGACAUCCCGGUGCUCCAGGUCAUAGUGAACAGCAGGUACCGGUCCCGGCGAUAUUGGUCCUGGGUUGGCCGCGCCAACAACAUUGGCCUCCUCAAGCUCGAGUGGGUGCUCAGCUACAACAAGUAUGUCUGGCCCGUCUGCCUGCCUGGCCUGGACUAUGUGCUGAAGGACAGCUCACUCUGCACUGUGACGGGCUGGGGACUUCCCAAAGUUGACGGUGAGUGGCCCCAGUUCCGGACCAUUCAGGAGAAGGAAGUCACCAUCCUGAACAACAAGGAGUGUGACAGCCUCUACCACAAGUUCUCUAGAAUCCCCUCUGUGGUUCGGAUCAUCAACUCCCAGAUGAUUUGUGCAGAGGACACCAACAGAGAACACUUCUGCUAUGAGAUAACUGGUGAGCCGUUGGUCUGCCCUUCGGAGGGCGUGUGGUACCUGGUAGGAAUGGUGAGCUGGGGCGCAGGCUGCAACCAGAGCGAGGCCCCACCCAUCUACCUACGUGUCUCUUCCUACCAGCAUUGGAUUCGGGACCGCCGCAACGGGCAGCCCCUGGCCCUGCUGGCCCCAUCCAGGACCCUGCUCCUGGCACUACCACUGCCCCUCAGUCUCCUUGCUGCACCCUGACAUGCUGUGUGCUGUCCCUGGGUGUGUCCUCCCACACCCAGGCCCCUCCUCGCACUGUGUGCCCAGAAUGCUGCAGGUGCAGCUCUCAUGGCCCUGCAAGGCAGGGAGAGACGUGGUGCUCAA
This is a messenger RNA of Galeopterus variegatus (Sunda flying lemur), 1290 nucleotides long. It is a transcript of the gene PRSS50, whose product is annotated as protease, serine, 50. The record is from RefSeq and is a predicted model, not a curated record. NCBI's taxonomy places the organism in Eukaryota, Metazoa, Chordata, Mammalia, Dermoptera, Cynocephalidae. Bases 1 to 1167 code for a protein of 388 amino acids. Gene Ontology annotation, cellular component: endoplasmic reticulum. Gene Ontology annotation, molecular function: threonine-type endopeptidase activity; serine-type endopeptidase activity. Gene Ontology annotation, biological process: proteolysis. The transcript has 6 exons.